Messenger RNA from Phoenix dactylifera (date palm), 2329 nucleotides. The record is from RefSeq and is a predicted model, not a curated record. Lineage: Eukaryota; Viridiplantae; Streptophyta; Magnoliopsida; Arecales; Arecaceae.
CAGCAAAAACCCUACUUCGCUUGUAACUUGUAAGGGAAAAAUACGGUGGAGAGUCCCCGGCGGCCGUCCUGCUUCUUCCCUUGCUACCGGUUUGGUGCUUGGCGUACCAGACGAUCAUCCACACAAGCAUGCCCAUCCAUCCAUCCAUCCACGAGGUAGGCCCUUCCCUGUCCCUCUCUCUCGAACACCACCAGGCCAACAUCAUUCCCUUGUAAGAAAACACCAUGGCACUGCCGCCGCCGCUGCUGCUGCUGCUUAGAAAACUCAAACCCAUUCUCGCCCACUCGCUCCACUUGUCGACAACCUCAUCAUCCCACGCCGUUCCUCCCCCGGAGACCGCCCAUUUCAUGGUCCGAUACCUCAUCUCCUCCAUCGGCCUCUCCCCCGAGGAAGCCCUCAAGGCCUCCGGCACCCUCCCCGCCAGCCUCCAGUCCCCCAAGAACCCGGACUCCGUCCUCCGCUUCCUCAAGGAGGCCGGCCUCACCCCCGCCCACAUCAAGACCCUCAUCUCGUGGCACCCGCGCCUCCUGUGCGCCAGCGUCCGGAAGACCCUCGCCCCCCGCGCCAGCGAGCUCGAGUCCGACGGCUUCGCCGGCCAGAUGCUCGUCCAGCUGCUCCGCUCCAACCCCUACGCCCUCUCCCUCAACGGCGUCCUCCCCCGCCUCCGCUUCUGGCGCGCCUUCCUCGGCGGCGACGAGCGCAACCUCCUCCGCGCCUUGAAGCGCAACCGCACCCUCAUCAACUACGACAUCGACAGGAAGAUCACCCCGAACAUCACCCUUCUCCGAAGCUACGGCUUGUCCAACGAGGACAUCGCCACCGUGAUCAUGCGGGUCAACGGCUUCAUCCUCCGGAACCCCGAUUCGAUGAAGGCGCUCAUCGAGCAGACGGAGGAAUUGGGGUUCCCCCGCGGCUCGGGCAUGUUCGUGCAGGGCCUCUCGGUGGUGGCCAUGCUUAAAAGAGAGACCCUGGAGGAGAAGAUGGAGCUCUUCAGGAGUUUCGGGUGGUCGGAGGCGGAUGUGCUCGCCGCGGUCAAGAAGAACCCCAACAUCCUCACGCUCUCGGGGCAGAACGUGCGGCUCAAGAUGAAGUUUCUGGAGGGGCAGGUGGGCUGCCUCCAGUCCUACAUCAAGCUCCGCCCCUCGCUGCUGGCCUACAGCUUGGAGAAGCGCUUGCAGCCGCGACACGCUCUUCUCCAGACCCUCAAGUCCGAGAAGCUCAUCAAAAAGGAUCUCGAUUUCAACGCGGUCGUCGCACUCUCCGAGAAGCGCUUUGUGGACAAGUUUAUUCUCAGGCACAAGGAACAAGUGCCCAAUCUCCAUCAAACUUACACGGAUGCUUGUGCCGGCAGGAUUCCCGUUUGAGAACCGCAAGCUAAGCCAUGGACGAGGAUCGCAUUCUGAUGUGCUGCUAACGAUGGCUCCCUUUUCUGAAACCAAAUACCGGUUUUUCUUUUUUUCCUUUUCUUUUCUUUUUUGAACUUCUCCUCCCUCCUGUUUUCUUGAACCCGUGAAUAUCAUCAGUUCAUCGCUUGAACUUUCUUAUUUUUGUUCAUUUGACAAAUUUCUCUUUUCCGGUUUCUGCAAAAUAAGUGCAGCAUUCCUGCUCUCAUGGUUCUGAUUCAAGUUUGCGAGGAAUCUAGUUGUGAUUGAGAGUGGAGCCACCUGAUAUUGUUGCUGGGAAACUGAAUUCACUCGAGAAUGCCCGACUUGGACAUUGCAAUUCGGUUAAUUGGUGCUGCAACAUAUGAUCGAUUUUAUGGCCGGAGCUGGUUUGUCUCUGCAAGCUGCUACGACCUGGUGAUGCGGAGGAACUCCUGGAUUCUGAUGUGAUGGCUUGUGAAGCGGCUUACAUGAUGCAGGAUGGUUCCUGCCUUCUUAUUAUCGAACUCGGCUUCUUGCUUGCCGCCAUGUGUCAGCUAGCGGGAUUGCAAAAAUCAUUCGAGCUUCCCCGUUGGAGAACUCCCGAGCAAGAAUCGAAGUUCCGAGUACUACGGACUUGAGAUGGUUCGGUUUGGGAUUGUAUCGCUGCAUUUGUUGCGAGAACUUCUCCUCUCUGUGUUCCGAAAUGGUUGAAAAAUGCCGACCUGUCUGACGAUACUACUGAGCUAUUUGGCGUGCUCUGUCAUUUGUUCCCGUUGCGGUGAUGUCUCUUGCUGCAGAUAAGUUGGUCGAGAGUUUGAUGAUCUCAUUUCUCUUGUGAGAUAAAACAUUGUAUUUGUUAUAACGUCUGAGUAUCAUUUCAUUCCCUUAUGCCGCCUUGUUAGCUGUAUGUUGAGGUUCUUGCCUUAAGGAUAAAAUGAUUUAAUUGUAACUAACGAAUUUCUGCA